AUGAUGGAAAUGUCGAGCCGACAACAAUUAUAUCCGACUAUUACUAAUACUAUCAACGAGGAGGCAGACAACGAGGGUAAAACCUGUGGCAAAAUAUUGGUGGUCCUGUCAUGGAUCCUCGUGGCAUUAACCAUGCCAUUUUCGCUCUUCAUCUGUUUCAAGGUUGUGCAGGAGUAUGAGCGAGCUGUAAUAUUUCGUUUGGGGCGUCUUCUAUCUGGAGGCGCCAAAGGACCUGGAAUAUUCUUCAUUUUGCCAUGCAUCGAUACUUACGCCCGCGUUGAUCUGCGUACGCGCACCUACGAUAUACCGCCCCAAGAGGUACUCACCAAGGAUUCGGUCACCGUCUCCGUGGACGCUGUGGUCUACUACCGCGUCCACAAUGCUACCAUUUCCAUAGCUAACGUGGAGAAUGCCCAUCACUCCACCCGUCUCCUUGCCCAAACGACCCUCCGGAAUACCAUGGGUACACGACCUCUGCAUGAAAUCUUGAGCGAGCGUGAAACGAUUUCUGGAACCAUGCAACUGUCCCUGGAUGAGGCUACCGAGGCUUGGGGUAUCAAGGUGGAACGUGUUGAGAUCAAGGACGUUCGUCUGCCGGUUCAACUGCAACGUGCAAUGGCCGCCGAGGCAGAGGCCGCUCGCGAGGCCCGUGCUAAAGUCAUCGCUGCCGAAGGUGAACAGAAGGCCUCGCGAGCUCUUCGCGAGGCCUCCGAAGUCAUUGGCGACAGCCCCGCUGCUCUGCAACUCCGUUAUCUCCAGACGUUGAACACCAUCUCAGCCGAAAAGAACUCAACAAUAGUCUUUCCCUUGCCGAUCGAUAUGAUUACGUACUUCAUGAGGGCAAAAGAGGAAUCCCAAAAUAAUCUUUAAACAUAUUAUUUUUGAUGCUACACUCUUUUUUCGCAAUUCAUUUCCACUUCGACGGACAAACCUCUAUUUUUGUAAUAAGUUUUACUAUUAUUCAUUAUUUUUUUAUUUAUACUCACUUCGCUAUAUUUCUUAUUUUUUUAUAUUAUUUUCACUUCUAUCGAUUUGCCAUUUCGUCUUCAGACAAGGAAUUAAAUAUUGACACGAUUUUAAAACCCAAAAAAAUAUAUACGUUCAAGCAUCCAGGAAAAAAAUCAGGGCCCUAUAUGAUAGUUUAUAGUAAUUAUUGUAUGUGCGUUAAUCAAAGCAAGUAUCAUUACUUAAUUAAUUCGAUUUAUAAAAAUGAAAUAAGCAGAUAAUGCUUUAAUGUAUAGUCUCUAAGCCAAACUUGACUCAAUCUGGACGACUUGCGUUCGGAGUAAUAUUGAGUCAAUAGAAAAUAAGACAAAUAUUUAAUCAAUUAACUGUAGAAAAACAUAUUUAUUCGAUAGUUUAGUAAUAAAAAGUAGACGUUAUAAAUUAAGAAAAAUACUUAAUUAAUCGUUGAAAAACAUAUUUAUUCGUUAGGAUAGUAAGAAAAAUUAGACAUUUAAAAAUAGGAAAAAUAUUUAAUCAAUUAAUCGUAGAAAAAACAUAUUUAUUCGAUAGGAUAGUAAGAAAAAGUAGACAUUUUAAAAUUAUAUAAAAAAAAUAAUUGUAGGGAAACAUAUUUAUUCGAUAGUAUAGUAAGAAAAAGUAGACGUUUUAAAAUAAAAAUAUUUAAUCAAUUUAACAGUAGAGACACAUAUUUAUUCGAUAGCAGUAAGAAAAAAAUUGUUUUAGGAAAUUAACCAAUAAAA
Helicoverpa zea (corn earworm) is the source of this 1706-nucleotide messenger RNA. Its product is annotated as band 7 protein AGAP004871. NCBI's taxonomy places the organism in Eukaryota, Metazoa, Arthropoda, Insecta, Lepidoptera, Noctuidae. The coding region runs from base 1 to 870 and encodes 289 amino acids. Gene Ontology annotation, cellular component: plasma membrane. The transcript has 7 exons. The record is from RefSeq and is a predicted model, not a curated record.